AUGAGCUCUGCUGAGCGGCAUGCGGUUAUGCUUCAGGAUUGGCUCUUCGCGUGGGAAAUCAUCGCAUCUUUCAGCUCCCCACGAACAGUGUGUGACCUUGAGACCUUAUCACGUGAUGUUCAUAAGGUGAUACGUGACAGUUCCACUGGCACACGCCUUAUGCAGAGGUAUUGGAACGUGCAAUACCACCGACUCGUAUGGGGAGAUGAAGACCUUGAUAUCGGGAAACGUACACUUCAUUUCUCCCUACCGCGCGCCUCCGGGCGAAAGAACUGGAAGAAGUUGUAUCGGGAAGAGUAUCCGCUUUGGCUCGCUCGCACCUUUCAGGGGAUGGGCUCGCGUAACAAUGAUAUCAAUGAAGCAAAGGUGCGAUUUCAGGUGGAGCCGGCGAAUGAACUGCUAAGUGGAGAGGCGAUGGAAAGCCUGGAACUUACGCAGGAGGAAACUGUCGCACGGCGUGUAGCAAAAGGUUUUGUCCGUGUGGAAGAAGGAAGCGGUAGUGGGCCCAACUCAGUGGAUCGCAGGGGCAGGCGGAAGAGUGGUGGCAGUCAAAACCGCAAAGAGAAGCUGGUGGCCAAAGAUCCGGCGGAGGGUCUUCAGCGUGAGGACUACAAAAAUGACCGGCGCCUUCAGAAGCACAGGACAAAACAUAAUAAAGGCAAGGGGGGCACAUGGGACGGGUACGCAGAUGGUGAGUUUGAUUAG
This is a messenger RNA of Trypanosoma brucei brucei TREU927, 705 nucleotides long. RefSeq lists its product as hypothetical. The coding region runs from base 1 to 705 and encodes 234 amino acids. The transcript has a single exon. NCBI's taxonomy places the organism in Eukaryota, Euglenozoa, Kinetoplastea, Trypanosomatida, Trypanosomatidae. The record is from RefSeq and is a predicted model, not a curated record.